Anguilla anguilla (European eel) is the source of this 2996-nucleotide messenger RNA. It is a transcript of the gene ankrd55, whose product is annotated as ankyrin repeat domain 55. The coding region runs from base 464 to 2482 and encodes 672 amino acids. The transcript has 11 exons. Lineage: Eukaryota; Metazoa; Chordata; Actinopteri; Anguilliformes; Anguillidae. Gene Ontology annotation, cellular component: cytoplasm; nucleus. Gene Ontology annotation, molecular function: protein binding. The record is from RefSeq and is a predicted model, not a curated record.
UAUUGUGGGGCUGCACAUGCUCAGUGGAGCCACGGGUUUCCAUUCAUAUAUAUCACACAAGCAGCGCUGCUCCACUGUGAGGAUCUGCAGCUUCCCCUCCGCAGACUCGGGGAAUGAGUACCUGCUCCGGGCACCGGGCAGCUGGGAGACCCGCCGUCUGAUCGCACAGCUGGCAGCGAACCUCCGCCGCUUACAGCAGGGGGCCGCGCUUCCAUUACAGCCUUCUGCUUUCGCAGGAGGAGGAAUGUAAAAAGAUGGAUGUCCUGCGUACGGGUUUUCCCAGCUCCGAUCUCUUUUUCCGUUCCUCCUUUUUUCUUUUUUUCUACGCGAUCCUCUCAAUGGAGAGGAACAGCAAAUAAAACGCAAGCGUGUCUGCGGUGGGAGGGGCACACAGGUAGGGGCGGACGGCGCUCUGUCUACGGCUACGGCAUUCCAUCUAUGGCAAAGGAUGCGUUAGUCCACCAUGGAGUUCAGCUCAUCCUCGGUUUUUGAUCAGCAUAAAGAUUCUGCUGAGGAAGUCGACCUUAAUGUCGUAUACCUGGCAGCAGCCAAUGGAGAUGUCAAUACUCUGACAGCGGUCAUCCGCGAGGACCCAUCCAUUUUGGAAUGUUGCGAUGGCGAAGGGUCCACCCCUCUGAUGCACGCAGUGUCGGGUAGACAGGUGGACACUGUGAAGCUGCUGCUGAAAAUGGGGGCAUCCAUAAACACUCAGGAUGCCUGUGGACGAACGUCUCUUUCCUUGGCAACGUACCUGGGCUGGCUUGAAGGCUGUGUGUGUUUACUCCGAAAUGGUGCCAAGCAAAACAUCCCAGACAAAAAUGGACGUCUGCCACUUCAUGCUGCCACUGCUGAGACUGACUUAAGGCUCAUGGCCGUGCUGCUGCAGCAGUCCACACUGUGCGAAAUCAACCACCAAGACAACGAGGGCAUGACAGCUCUUCAUUGGGCGUCUUUCCACAACAGGCCGCAGCACGUCCAAGCCCUUCUGCAGAAGGGAGCAGACCCCACUCUGGUGGACAAAGACUUCAAAACUGCCCUUCACUGGGCUGUGCAGGUGAGGUCACAGAGUGGCAGCAGAUUCAUGUGCUCACUCAUCCUGGACCACCACUUGGGUUCAUCCGUCAUCAACUAUGACGAUGAAAAUGGGAAGACAUGCGUGCACAUCGCUGCCGCUGCCGGCUACAGCGACAUCAUCUACGAGCUGGCGCGCGUCCCCGAGACCAACCUGCAGGCGCUCGAUGUAGACGAGAGGACCCCCCUCCACUGGGCCGCUGCCGCAGGGAAGGCUGACUGUGUCCAGGCCCUGUUGCAGCUGGGCGUGGAGACGGGCCCACGGGACAUCAACGAAAACACACCCCUCACAUAUGCAAUGUAUUGCGGCCACACUGCUUGCAUCAAACUCCUCUCCAUAGAGAGCAGAUCCACAGAAUCAGAUAGGCAGCUGCACUCCCAGAACAGUGACCACAGUCUCAGAAAGGAAGGCAAAUUCAGCGUGCUCAACCAGAUCUUCUCCUGCAAGAAGAGGAAAGAGCAUCAAAUGUCAAGACAGAAGGACAAGGUCAGAGACCGGGACCGCCACAUGAAGGAGGAGACAUCUGAGGUUGAUGACAUCAUCACCAUGUUUGACUGCAUCGUGGAGUCCUCCCCCAAGGACCAAACUGAGGACAGUCCAGACACUCGAAAGCAUCCCAGCGAAACUCAGAAACACCACCUUAAAGAGAAUCACGCUAUGGCAAAGGAAUACAAGGGGCUCCCACCCAUAAGGACGCAAAGUCUUCCCCCCAUCACACUGGGAAACUCUUUGUUGGCCAGCUCCCAAAAUGCAUCGCAAGCGGGUGCCCAGGGGCAGAUGGCCCACCAUUUUGCCCGCAGGUCUCAGAAAAGCCGGAGUGAGCAUGACCUGUUUGACAAUCGACCCAAAGGCCAGGCCGUGCUCAGCAACACGUGGAGGUCGGAAUCCAAUCAGGUACUCUCACACAAAGCGUGGACGACCCCUGAUUCUGACAGGCUGCUGGAUGAGCUGCUGGAUGAGAAGUCCAACACCCUGGAUGUACUUUACCCUCACCACAUUCCUUACAUGCAGAAAAAUGAAGCUCCGAAUUCACACCUGCUUCCACUGGACAGGUUGAAGAUCAGGGAGACUGCCCUCACACGCAACAGCUUGGCCCCCAUUCGUGACCACUGCACUCACAGGUUCUCCUUGCCACCUGACCAAGUAUCUCAGGGAGUGAAGAAAUCCAAAUCUCUCCCUCUGGGUUCCCUGGGACGCGCCCGACCGGGCCUCCCUCCACCAGUGACCUCCAGGACCCACAGGAUUGCAAUGCCCCAGAGCCAGUCCCUCUGUUCAUUCUUGCCCAUCCAAACAGGGGACCCCCUGCGGAACAUCCACGUCCUCCCUGCCAUCCCAUCCCAUAAGAAACGCAGCAUGUCCCCACCCGAACCCCAGAGGACCACUCACAGUGACCUUGACAACAGAACCUGAUGUGUCUUUGCAUCUCCCCGGGUGACACGGGGCACGAUGUACUGUAUAAAUGACUGAACCGUCUCCUGUGAGCUAUCAGUGCAGUUCAGCUUGGUGACUUUAAAUUGGCUUGAAGAGAAUGGCACAGCAAGAAUGCAGUAUGGCAAAUUACCUGUUGCUCAGUCAUCAUUCGCCCUUGGGGGUCCAUGUGUACCCUUUGUACAGUUGCUUCUAGAAUUUUCCUGGAAUUGACAAGGAAACGAUGAUUUUUUUUUUUCCGGAUUGCUGAAAAUAUUUGCAAAAUUUAAGAAUGACAGCCUAUUUUUACACAUUUUUACAUGGUGAUACACACUCCAUGUCUCAAGGCAUGUACUGUUUAUUGUUCGGGUUCUCUUGCACCCUUGUACUUGAAUUUCAUUGUUUAGGUUUGUGUGUGGAUAUUUUGCAGAUUCAAUAAAGAGUAUGACCUAUUUAGAUUCAUUAUUUUUGCACCUUGGUGCAUGCAUAUUGGGCAAUAAAAUUGUAGUUAACCAAG